ACGAUUAAAAGCGCUCAGCGCUCAGUCCACACGCGCACCGACUGACAGCACGAGCAGGAGUCAAUGUGUUCCUCUGGACUGCUUUAUAACUCUUGGAUAUUUUUUGUGAACAAUUGGGAAACAAUACAAGGUGGACUAACUCAGCAAACGAAAAAUAAACAUGCUGUGCGUUCGCAGUUCAGGUGAAUGUUUCCGGGACCAGAUGCGCUGCAUGAUGAGGUCUCUGCAGGAUCUGAAGCAGAUAAGAGAACCCGACGAUCAAACGAAGUGCUCAUACGUGACUCGAGCCUGUCAAAAAAGGGCACAACAGCGGGAGCAGCUCAGCCGCCUGCGGAGUUCUGACAUCAGUGACGCCAGCACCUACGAUUCGGCCUGCUGCUUGGACAGUCCGCUGGAGGAAGAGGAGGAUGAGGAGGCCAGUGCUGGCCGUCUACCUCGAGGCUCCCCGAGCAGCAUGAAAAGUCUAGACUUUGAUUCAGGAUACUCUGAAGCAUCGUGGCAGGACGAAGGUGUGGUGUUGAGACGUACGAGGAAUGUACGCGUUUCAUCGUCCGCGUGCAUCCGCACGAACCAAAUUCGACCUAAAUCCACAUCAGAUGCAUGCCUGGAGCGCUGGAUGCCGUUUGAGGCCAGCGACCCAACGGACUGGACCACGUCUUUGUUAACCCGAGGGCGUAACAGGCAACCAUUGGUUCUUGGGGACAACAGCUUUGCAGAUCUUAUUAAGAACUGGAUGGAUCUUCCAGAAUGCCCAGAUUCUGCAGAACUCAAGCCGAACGCUAGCCGCAAAAUAGCCAAGGACUUUCUGGUCAACAUGCGGCGGAAAUUAGCGGGCAUGUCAAAGGGAGUCGAGGAGAGAAAGGCUUGCACUAAACGCAUGUCUUGUCCGGUGGGAUUUCAAGCCCCCAAACCGUUCUUUCACCAGUCCCACACAAGUUUGCACCAUUUGGAACCAGACUUUUACCAGUUCAGCACUGUCAUGAAGACUGGGAGUCGACAGCCUAUCAUAUGCAAUGACAUCAUUGGAUACAUCUGAUGUGUUUAUUUAAAUGGACUGGACUUUAUUUCUGAAAAAAUCUAAUAUUGUUCUACAUAAUUAAUAAAUGUUUUUAUAUAAAAUAAACUCUUCUGCGUAUUUCUAAAAGCCAAAGUGUCAUGUUAUAAAUCAAUUGAUGACAGUGAGGAUUUAACAAUAUGAAAGUGCCAUUAAAGCAUUUUUUAAAAGUUAUAUACCAUAUAGUUAAAAAAAAAAAAAAAAUCUAGUUUAAAGCAAGUCUCAAAAUCUGCUUUUAUAAAUCGGUUGCAAGUGCAACUUGAAAUACAAGAAAUCAAUUUUCAACACAUUUAUUAAAGAAUCAGAAUAAGUCUUCCAGUUUAUAAUCCCCCAAUUAUUUUCAGCGCUUACCAACAUUGAAUUUGUUUAGCUCUCAUAAGUUUGAUGUUCUCCUACAUUCAAUUGAAAUCAAAUGACUUGAA
Carassius gibelio (silver crucian carp) is the source of this 1476-nucleotide messenger RNA. RefSeq names its product PAK4-inhibitor inka2-like. The transcript is spliced from 3 exons. Gene Ontology annotation, cellular component: nucleus. Gene Ontology annotation, molecular function: protein kinase binding; protein serine/threonine kinase inhibitor activity. The record is from RefSeq and is a predicted model, not a curated record. Bases 161 to 1036 code for a protein of 291 amino acids. NCBI's taxonomy places the organism in Eukaryota, Metazoa, Chordata, Actinopteri, Cypriniformes, Cyprinidae.